CCACUCGCCGGUCAGGUGUUUCAAGUCAUGUGAUUCUGGAGGAUCCAAACAUAAACAAAUGGGUUUGACUCUAGGUCUGGGCAUAAAAAAGAAACCGUAGAGCAGGAGCACACUGUACGCAACAGUAUUAAUAUAAAUGCGAAGGUGUCUUCUUCUUUUACGACACGUAUUAGAUAAGGAAUUUUUCGACACAUCACCUGACAGUGUGUUGUUAUUGUGAAUCUGCGUUUUAUGACUGAUUUUACUGCAAGAUAAAUUUAGAAGAUUGCAAAAUGCAGAGCAAGGAAACCCAAAUGUUUGGGGUUUUGCGAUCCUUGGCAGAAAAGAUCAACGACAAGGAUGAGCUGGUCAGGGCCAACGUCGCUCUCUGCCUUCGAAACAUUGCUAAAAACAAACCUGACGAGGUUCUGCAAACGCUCUGCACGUUCAGAAAAAGCCAACCGAAGAUGCCAACAAAUGAAGUAGCACAGCUGUUGUCUCUGGCCGAAUCAAUAUGCCGGGCCCUGAACGUAGACCAGGUGGAUCCUGACACGACCGUCAUUGCCCUGGUGGACUUGGCUGUGCAAGAAAUGACACAUUCCAAUGAGCUCAUUCCUGACUGGCAGCUGCCUGCCUCUCAAUUGCUAGUUGCCAUCGGCAGAAACUUUUGCAAUCGAGUGAUGGAGGGUUUGACAGCAAAGGUGCAGCCUGGAGUUGCUCCCAACUACUUUGUCACCCACACUCUUGGAUCUCUAGCAGCCGCCAACCCGCUGGCGAUGGUGCCAUACAUGAAAACUUGCCUUACAACCCAACUGCCCCAAAUGGGUGGCCUCCGAAGUGACCAACUCAAACAGGCUUUCGCCUACAGCCUAGCAAGAUUUGCCGACGCCAUCACAGAUUAUUUGGCCAACAUCGAGAGGGUGGACGAUCAGAGCAUUACCAAGGAAACCUUCAGCACUGAAAUGGACCUGGCGUUCACGACAAUCGCCAACGUCUGGCUCCCAGAGUCAAGAGACCCUCAGUUGCGGGAGCAAGUGCUGCAUGCGAUCAGUUCCACGUUAUCGCUUCUGCCUCCUGGUCGAGUGGAGACUUCAUCCCCUGGUCUGCUUACAACCAUUUUAAGCCUGAGAAAAAAGAGACACCCUUUACCAGUGGAGGCGACAAGGUGUCUAGAGGCAAUCAUCUCGCAUCCUGAAGUAAAAGCUUGGCCGCCUCUGGAUCAAAUCGUGGCAGCCCUGACUGAACUGGUGAUGGAGGCACCAGACCUGGAGCAGCCCUUGACCAUCAAGAGCCAUUACGAAGCCCUCAGAUGCUUCCACACAAUUGAUAAACAUUUUCCAGACAAACUUUCCACUUUCUUAACGCAACAUAUGAAGAGUGGCAGUGACAAGGACAAAGCCAUUUCUUUGGUCAUCCUGUCUCACUUGGCUAGCGCAGGACAUGUCUCACAUUUAAACACACUUAUAACCGUCGUCAGCUCUCUUCUGGAUGAUCCUAGUCUGAAAGUAAAGCGAGCUGUCAUAAAAGUCAUUGUAGUAUUGGCCCACAAAGAGGUGAUAUCAGGCAACGAGGGAGCCAAAGCCCUGAGAUUCAUUGUCAACAACUGUCAGCAAACGGGCUCCACGGAUGAGUGCUUGGAGUUCCGCCAAACCUGUCGAGACUCACUUGUGCUGAUCUGCACGACAGCUCCACAGGUGGCUCCAGUCCUGAUGCCGCUGCUGCUCAAGUGCUUUUUGCAGCCUGAUUACCUGCCUCUCGCUGGCUUCCUGGCCAGGUGUCUGGCUCUGCUCCACGCCAAAGAGCCUCUGGAAAAAUCAAAGUGGCCCGAGGUGCUCGCAAAAUGCGUUGUGCUGAUCGGCGCUCCUUUUCCUGAAGUUGGAGUUCACACACUUAACUUCAUGAAAGCGCUUUCGUCAGGCACAGAUGGUGAGCUAUCUGCCCUGCUCGACUGCGGUUCUUCAAAGCUCAUUGAGGAGUUACAAGAUUCUCAAUGGAGCGAGAGUAAGUGGGAGGAGUCGCUUUUGAAGUUCAUGAAGUCUUUGGUCAAGGCGGUAUCAGACCUAGUGUGGCUGUCUGAGUUUGCUGAAGCUCUGACCAAACUUGGUCAACAACACAGCAAUCUGUUUCCGGAGAAUCGAAAUUCUCAGCUCUCUUGUCUUGUCAGCAUUUCAGUUUACAAAAAAGAUGCCAUGGUAGCAAACACCUUGAUUCAUGAAGCUCUCACUGCUGCCAAACUUCCAGACUGUCAGAAAAUUUGCGCGUCAGCUCUGGGCAGGUGUGCUGGAAUGGAGGGCGAGGGCCACCUGCAACUCACCUUAUCCCAGCUGAAGUUGGCAACAAAAGAGUUGCCGAUCCAGAAUAAUAGUAUGACCUCUAAGUACAUGCCUUCCUUCUUCUCCAGUAUCACGGGUGGAGAUAAAGCAAAGCGAAAUGACCAGAACCUAAGAUUUGAUAGGCUUAGAGCGACUUUGCUCUUAAGCUAUGGUGAAAUCGCAACCAGAAUCCCUGGAGCAGUGGCACUGCUAGAAAGCACUAACAUUUUGGAGUGGAUGUUGGAACAAAUUUCACAAUCAAAGGACCAAUUUGUCGUGGAAAGUGGCCUGGUGGCGUUGAACAAAAUUUCUGUGAGCUGUUCAGGUCUAGCGUGCAAGGAUGAAGCUUUAGACGUUGUUAUGGCUCAACUUAAAGUGGGUGGAGUCAUGUCCAUACAGUGCAUAGCGUCGCUUGUGGGCCUUCCUCCACCUGUGAAUCCCGACACACGUUUGGCAUACCUUAAGGAAAUCUUUACCUAUGUGAUUGAGGAGAACUCUGAAGAUGCUAUCCUGUGUACAGCUCUCUUAGAUGUACCUAAAAAAAUUUUGCUCAGCGCCGGUGUCAAUCCUGCCUCUCUAGAUGAAAUAAUCACCCUGCUGGAGCCAUACCUUAAAAACCCAAUUCCCUCUAAAAGAACCAUCGCGACUAAAGUCCUGGAAUCAGUAUUACACUCAUACGCAAAUAAUCUGUCCCCUGGACACGAGUGUCCAAGCAAACUGUGCUUCUCAACUUCCCUUUUGGCGCUGUGCAUUCCCAGGUGCACGGACAUCAGUGGUGCGUGCAGACGAAGUGGAGUUGAGUGCAUUCGCUUGGCUAUGGAAAUCAACACCUUCUACGUUGGAGAAAGCCAACGGGAUGUUUGCAAGAAGCUUAAGACUGAAAUCAGUGAUGAAUUUAUGGCGAAAAUUGCCAAAGAGAGUGACCCAGACACGCUGUACUAUUGCUCAACAUUGAUUUCUGAGGUGAUUUUGAGGCACUUGGGAAGUGGCCAGGUGGUUUCUUUGAUAGAUGCAGUCAUGCAGUCUCUCACUGAUCCUGAGGCUGGAGGCUCUGCUGGAGCUUCUGUGGUGCUGACAGCGCUAUUGAAAGAAAAAGGUCACGAGCUAUACCACCAGGUUCCAAAUAUCAUCAAUGCUUACUUAAGGAUUUCACCUCAGCUAGGCUUUGAAAGUGUGAAAACUGGUGCAGUUGUCAGUAUUGGAAGUCUAACUCAGCAUCACCCGAAAGCUGUGAUUAACGCCCUCCUAAACCAACCACUGCCUUUCUCCGAAGCAUCGCUGAGUUUGUGGCGCUGGAUAUCAAAAGAAGAAGCUUUAGCAAACGAAGUGUGUUCCAACUUGCUUUGCCUUCUCGCGUCAAAUCCACUUCUGGAAGAACCAAGAGACGAGCGCGCCCCCAGGGUUGCGCGAGCGAUUCCAUUGGCCGCUGUUAAUGGACUCUGCGUGAUGCUGAAAUCUGAGAGCAAUAUCAUCCACGAUCUGUCAAGAUCGGCGUUUCCUGAGCUCUUGAGCGCCCUUCUAAUUUCGUUGGCGGCAUUUAUUGGUGCAUGCACGCCUGUGAACAUGGCGCUGAAGGGGAGCAAACCCAGGAGCAGCUUGUCUUUUGUGCCCAACAGAGAAGCAUACGGACUGGUACCAGGAAGAGUUGCACUUGAGGCUUGCCUAGCUCUGCUAAAUGCAAGUGGUUGUGCUCAUUUAGAAGAUGUUAUUAGCUCCUGUCGAGUCGACGUUGGCGAAAAUUUAUCUUCGUUUAUGGUUGCCACUCAGAGUCUCAUUCGUGGAGUCAUUGAGGUAAAAGGGAACAUUGUGCCUCAACUGGUAUCAGUUAUUAAUCAAAACGCCACCAGUCCUGAAGAAUCGACAAGGAUAACAGUGCUCGCAGUUUUGGCAGAACUGGUCCAAUGGCCAGGGUGCAAUGCGGUUUUGCUAGAAGGCCUCGUUCAGCAGCUGACUGCUUCGCUUGAUGACGAAAACCCGUCUGUUCGCCAGUUAUGCUUGCAGGGCUUGUCACACAUUGCCAACGUCGCUCCUCAUUUGAGGGAGAGAUACGUAUUCUCUGUGUUUGUGGCGCUUCUACAGGGUCUGGAGGAAACGCCUGGCGAGGGCAAGGCAGCUGGCAUGGCCACUGAGGCCCUCUCAGGCCUUGCGGCGGUGUUGCCCCACGUAACUAAGCAGCAGGUGGGCGAAAUGCAAUCGUCCCUGGUGCUCCGGGUCACUCCUUUCCUCACCAAAGAGACAAAGUCUGUCAGGGUUGCCGCUUUCAAAGUAUUUGUGCAGUUGAUCAUUUGCGCUGAGGGGUGUGGCGGUGACGCUUUCUUGGAGCAAAUGCCUAGCGUGCUGAUCAAUUUGCUUAUUGGACUCAGCGACACAGAUGCGAGGAUUGUGCAGGAUUGCCACCUUGGAAUAGUUGGACUGCAGAAAGUGCUUACAGACGAGAAAUUCGUGACAGCCGUGAAUAAAUUGAAAACUGGAAUGCCAUACGAAAAGGUUUUCAUGUCUCUAGUACCCAGCUUGGCAGAAGCCUAUCCGGACAUUCUUCAAAAUCUGCUGACAAACGCAUGCGGCUUCACCAAAAGCGUCCGUCAGCAAACAAGGGCGUGUGCUACGUCACUGAUUGGAAGAUUGUGCAGUUUCGGGGACAGCACUUCUUUUGAAAUGGUCUCCACUAAAUUGACGAAACUGCUUGAUGACCCUUGUCCGAUAGUAAGGGCAACCGCGGCUCAAUCAUUGUCAAAUCUCUACACAUUCUAGUCGCAAAUGCUGCACUAGUUAAGUUUAUGUAAUAUUAAUAUUCUCAAAAUAUAUGUAUAAUCUGUUA
Cloeon dipterum is the source of this 5109-nucleotide messenger RNA. RefSeq names its product c11.1 (gene c11.1). The record is from RefSeq and is a predicted model, not a curated record. Gene Ontology annotation, cellular component: cytoplasm. NCBI's taxonomy places the organism in Eukaryota, Metazoa, Arthropoda, Insecta, Ephemeroptera, Baetidae. The transcript has 23 exons. Bases 273 to 5042 code for a protein of 1589 amino acids.